Messenger RNA from Postia placenta MAD-698-R-SB12, 1686 nucleotides. RefSeq lists its product as hypothetical. The record is from RefSeq and is a predicted model, not a curated record. Gene Ontology annotation, molecular function: tripeptidyl-peptidase activity; serine-type endopeptidase activity. The transcript has 8 exons. NCBI's taxonomy places the organism in Eukaryota, Fungi, Basidiomycota, Agaricomycetes, Polyporales, Adustoporiaceae. Bases 1 to 1686 code for a protein of 561 amino acids. Gene Ontology annotation, biological process: proteolysis.
AUGUUCGGACUUGGCGUCUUCGCAUUCUCACUGUGCUUGCUCGCCUCGGGUACUCCACUGUCUGACAAUAGGAAGGUUCUUGCGAGGAGAGACACACCGCCGGCUGGCUAUACCUUGACUAGACCUGCGUCUCCUGACACUCUGCUCAAGCUUCGCAUUGCGCUUGUACAAAGUAACCCUGCCGGGUUAGAAGAAGCUCUCUAUGACGUCAGCACUCCCACGAGUCCGAACUAUGGCCAGUUCUUGACCAAGGACGAGGCUGCAAGUUAUGUCGCCCCUUCCCCUGAGACGCAAACGGUUAUCAAUGCGUGGCUGGAACAGAACGACAUCAGUGCAACAGCCUUAACUCCGGCUGGUGAUUGGCUUGGCUUUCAGAUACCUGUCGGCAAAGCAAACGAGCUCUUCGAUGCUGCGUACAGCGUUUACACACACGAAGGCGCAGGGAAGGAAACCAUAAGAACAUUGUCUUACUCGAUCCCCCAAGAGCUAGAGGGUCAUCUCAGCGUGGUGUAUCCAACGACAACGUACUUGCCUACAUUCUCGGCGUCGUACUCCUUCCCCAAGUCAUUAGGGCAAGCUGACGAUGCAACAGUCAAUCCCUCAUGUAUCAAUACAAUAACACUAUCGUGCCUGCAGGCCCUCUACGGAAUCCCUACCACCCCUGCUACGGAGAAAUCUAGCAGAAUCGCCGUGGCUGGUUUUGACGAUCAGUGGGCCAACGAGGCCGAUCUGAUGACUUUCCUGAAGACGUACCGACCGGAUAUGUCAGAUACUACAACGUUCACGCUGCAGGACCUGGACGGUGGAUCAAACAAUCAAACCCCAGCUGAUGCUGGCGUGGAGGCUAACCUGGACAUACAAUAUACCGUUGGUAUCGCUACUGACGUUCCAACUUUAUUCGUCUCAGCCGGAUACGAUAACCAUGAUGGCGAUCUCGACGGCUUCCUGGAUAUGGCCGAUCUCCUGCUAAAUGAGGACUCGCCUCCACAGGCAUUUACGACCAGCUAUGGUCCAAACGAGGAUGACGUGCCAAUUGGCCUAUCAUACAAUCUCUGUAAUGCGUAUGCUCAAUUGGGUGCUCGUGGUGUCUCUGUGUUGUUUGCUUCCGGAGAUGGAGGCGUCUCGGGUACGCAAUCGAGUAACUGCACCGAAUUCGUGGUACCCUUCCCUGAUGGGUGCCCCUUCAUGACAAACGUUGGGUCCACCACAGGCAUCAGUCCUGAGAUCGGUGCUUUCUUCUCAUCAGGCGGGUUCUCGAACUACUAUGCUCGUCCUUCGUAUCAGGAUGCUGCCGUCACGGCCUACUUCAACUACCUCGGCGAUACGUACCAGGGUCUGUACAACGCCUCUGGGCGUGCGUUCCCAGACGUCGCGACUCAGGGCAUCAACUUCACCGUCGUGAUCGACCAGGAGUUCUAUGCCGUCAGUGGAACAAGCUGCUCGAGCCCUACGUUUGCAUCCGUCGUUGCGCUGCUCAACAACGAACUCAUAUCUGCGGGCAAAUCGCCUCUCGGCUUCUUGAAUCCGUGGCUGUACUCGACGGCGUCAACAGCAUUCAAUGACAUCACCGAAGGAAACAAUCCCGGUUGUGGGACGGAUGGAUUCUAUGCGAUAGCUGGCUGGGACCCGGUCACUGGGUGGGGGACCCCGGACUAUGCGAAACUGAAGACUGCAGCAGGUCUAUGA